Messenger RNA from Mustela lutreola (European mink), 3158 nucleotides. It is a transcript of the gene CDC37, whose product is annotated as cell division cycle 37, HSP90 cochaperone. Gene Ontology annotation, biological process: protein stabilization; protein folding. Bases 97 to 1239 code for a protein of 380 amino acids. The record is from RefSeq and is a predicted model, not a curated record. Gene Ontology annotation, molecular function: heat shock protein binding; protein kinase binding; protein-folding chaperone binding. NCBI's taxonomy places the organism in Eukaryota, Metazoa, Chordata, Mammalia, Carnivora, Mustelidae. The transcript has 8 exons. Gene Ontology annotation, cellular component: cytoplasm.
GAAGCGGAAGGGGCGGGGCUCCGCAGGCCGAGUUUCCAGCGCUGCCGCCGCCAGAGUCAGACCGGGAGCCGGAGCGGGCUGAGCCGCUGAGGCAAGAUGGUGGACUAUAGCGUGUGGGACCACAUAGAGGUGUCUGACGAUGAGGACGAGACGCACCCCAACAUCGACACGGCCAGCCUCUUCCGCUGGCGGCACCAGGCCCGGGUGGAGCGCAUGGAGCAGUUCCAGAAGGAGAAGGAGGAGCUGGACAGGGGCUGCCGCGAGUGCCGGCGCAAGGUGGCCGAGUGCCAGCGGAAGCUGAAGGAGCUGGAGGUGGCCGAGGGCGAGGGCAGCAAGGUGGAACUCGAGCGGCUGCAGGCCGAGGCUCAGCAGCUGCGUAAGGAGGAGCGGAGCUGGGAGCAGAAGCUAGAGGAGAUGCGCAAGAAGGAGAAGAACAUGCCCUGGAACGUGGACACGCUCAGCAAGGACGGCUUCAGCAAGAGCAUGGUCAAUACCAAGCCAGAGCCGGCGGAGGAGGAGUCGGAGGAGGUGAGGGAGCAGAAACACAAAACCUUCGUGGAGAAGUACGAGAAACAGAUCAAGCACUUUGGUAUGCUCCGCCGCUGGGAUGACAGCCAGAAGUACCUGUCGGACAAUGUCCACCUGGUGUGCGAGGAGACGGCCAACUACCUGGUCAUCUGGUGCAUUGACCUGGAGGUGGAGGAGAAAUGCGCGCUCAUGGAGCAGGUGGCGCACCAGACGAUCGUCAUGCAGUUCAUCCUGGAGCUGGCCAAGAGCCUGAAGGUGGAUCCCCGGGCCUGCUUCCGGCAGUUCUUCACUAAGAUCAAGACCGCCGACCGCCAGUACAUGGAGGGCUUCAACGAUGAACUUGAGGCCUUCAAGGAGCGCGUGCGGGGCCGCGCCAAGCUGCGCAUCGAGAAGGCCAUGAAGGAGUAUGAGGAGGAGGAGCGCAAGAAGCGCCUGGGCCCCGGCGGCCUGGACCCUGUUGAAGUCUAUGAGUCUCUCCCUGAGGAACUCCAGAAAUGCUUUGACGUGAAGGAUGUGCAGAUGCUCCAAGAUGCAAUCAGCAAGAUGGACCCCACCGAUGCGAAGUACCACAUGCAGCGCUGCAUUGACUCCGGCCUCUGGGUCCCCAACUCCAAGUCAAGCGAGGCCAAGGAUGGGGAGGAGGCAGGCCCCGGGGACCCCUUGCUGGAAGCCAGCCCCAAGCCAGGCGACAAGAAGGAUGUCAGCGCCUAACUCGCCGCAGCUGCUGCCCACCUGCCUGCAGGCCCCUGUGUGCCCCUCUUCAGAAAACAGAAAUAGAUGCCGUCUCCCCAGCUCCUGGCUUCCUCCACUUUCGCGCUCCUGCCCAGCCUGGGGCCGGGAGAGGGCCUGUCCCCGCCCCCACUGCCCCCACCUCCAGUGCUCAUCCAAGUCUCUGCUUUGAGUCAAGGGGCUUCACUGCCUGCAGGACGCUACCCCCUCCCCCAUCAGCAUUAUGCCAAAGGCCUAGGGGUCCAGGGAGGGGUGGAGGUCGCUAGGCUGGUUCCUGGGGUGGGGGGUGGGGUCUCCAGCCCAGAGGCCUGCUCCAGUCACUAUGGGCUCUGUUUUCACUGUUCAUCUGCUGUCGGAGUCUUCUAUAUGGUAAACAGCAAUGAUCUUCCAAUAAAGGAUUUCAGAUGCUCAGGGGGGCGUCUCGAGGGCUGUUGACACAGCUCUUCUCGUGGAGUGGGAGGGAAACCCAGUGAGUGUUGGAGGCCUGGCCUGUGGUGCCUCAGGCUUUAUCCUCCAGCCAUCUGGGCAGCUCCCUCUGUUCGGAUUCCAGGCUCUUGCCCACGCUGUUCCACUGCCUACAACAUUCUUCCCCAGGGUUCCUUUACCUUGGAGUUCUCAGCCCCACCCCCCACUCUCUGGCUUGGCCCCCAGGCCCCCUGCCCCAUUCAGGAGCAUUGGCCCAUCUCUGACCACUACCCUUUGUAUCCAUGGCCUCCAGUUGGGUCCAGAUCCCAUCUCCUCUGGCCUGCAGCCCACCCCAGCCACUUCCACUAUCCACCCCCCCAACCCCAGUCCACAGCAGACCCCAACAGCAGUGGCCAGAGGGGAGCCAGGAACAUCCGUCCCUGAGAGCAGAAGCCUGGAGUCCUCUCUGCAGCGCUCUCUGCCCCAGUCUCUUCCUGUCCCCGCUCCGCUCGCCCCCUCCCCUGCUCCCUCCUUGCAGGGCCUGAGCACUUUAAAUUUCUCUAUCAGUGUGACCUUGGGCAAAUACCUCCCCCUCUGCACAAUGAGUAAUGUUAGUGCCUUUCUCCUGGGGACUUAGUGCUAAAAUGAGAUCAUGCCACAGGCAAGCAGGGCGCCUGGCACUUCAAUUCUCAAAAUGUGGGCCUUGGCGUAUGCCUGUCCCUCUCCCCGGAUACCCUUCCCUGCACCCCUCGUGAGGCUCCUUUAAAAAGUAAUGAAAUAUUUGGGCCACAUGAAAGGCCUUAAAGAAUAGUACAAUGAACAAGGACACCAUUUUAGGAUGAAGCCAAGCAGGGAGGCCCUCUGCCUGCCCCUUCCAGGGGGUUACACCCCUGGCAGCUGCUUACACCUCGGACCAGAGCUCCGUGCCACUUCCUCCCCAGGGCCCUCCUUGGCCCACCUGAGUUGCCCCUCGCGUGCAGUCAGGCGGCUUGUCUCACCUGCCAUGUGCCACGCUUUGCCGGCCUGUGUGCUGUCCUCUCCCUUGAGCUGUGGCCCUGAGAUACAGCCCCCUGGAUGGAUCCGGCCUCAGUGGGCGCUCAGUAAACCUCUGUCCGCUAAAGCGAAGAGCCCGUAGAUGCUGUUGUGUGCAAGCUGAUUGCCACCAGGGGGCAAUGGUGAGCUGUAGACCCUGCGGGCAUCCCCUAAAGCUUUUAAAUGGUGGGCAUGGCGCCGAUCUGGAGGGCUUGGGGAGGAGGAAGGCAUUCCUAAGGCCCUGGGGAAACCUCGGCCAUCCAGGAUAGGCGACUUCAUUAUUUACUGUGAAAACUUUCAAAGAUGGAAUCCAUAUUAUUGGUUUUUCCUUUUGCCUCAGGCUCUAACUCAGCACUGUUAAUGAAUCUCUACUUAAAAUUUGAGUAUUUUGUUCAUGGGUGUUCUUUUGUUCACAUUAAUUGUGCUUUUUAAAAAAUACUUCAUUAAAGUAUUUAUCUUGGUUA